This is a messenger RNA of Aspergillus mulundensis, 1878 nucleotides long. RefSeq names its product transcription factor domain-containing protein. Gene Ontology annotation, biological process: regulation of transcription by RNA polymerase II; DNA-templated transcription. The record is from RefSeq and is a predicted model, not a curated record. The coding region runs from base 1 to 1878 and encodes 625 amino acids. The transcript has 6 exons. Gene Ontology annotation, cellular component: chromatin. NCBI's taxonomy places the organism in Eukaryota, Fungi, Ascomycota, Eurotiomycetes, Eurotiales, Aspergillaceae. Gene Ontology annotation, molecular function: RNA polymerase II cis-regulatory region sequence-specific DNA binding; zinc ion binding; DNA-binding transcription factor activity, RNA polymerase II-specific.
AUGUCGCCUCAAUGGCAGUGCGACCUGUGCCUGACCCGCUUCACACGCUCAGAGCACCUCCGCCGCCAUGUUAGAUCUCAUGAGAAUAAAAGACCGUACGAGUGUAACCUGUGCCAGCGGUCAUUUACGCGGCGAGACGCAAAGACCCGCCAUGUGAAGACGUGUAAAGCGCCACCAAGCAAAAAGCAAAAUCAUGUCGCUCGCGACGUCACACAAGCAUCAACCCCCCAACUGUCAACUGGCUCCACCAAAGCGCUGUGCAACCAGAUCGAUGUUGAGGAUGAGUUCUUGACGAACAUGCCAUCCCCCUCUGACUUCACGGCCCUGGACUGGCUGUACUCGACACGGACGAGGACCGAUAGCAUCAUUUCCGCAGAGAGACUCGACUUCCUGGCCCAUUUCACCAGCGAAAAUGGAAUGGGUACGUUCCUUGCGCCGGAUGUCUUGAAGGAACGACAGGACCUGAUUCUGCGGCAGGAGCGGAUCGCUGGUCGAAUCGUCGUGCCAGGAGUGCUCCAUGUCGAUAGGGACGAGAUCGACCCGUUAACAACGCGAACAUUCGAGAUAGCACACCUCUUCCACGCCGUCAUUGCGGGUAAAGCAAGCGAAAGCAUCGUGAAACUAACCUGGACUGCCGGAAUCGAAUCGCUCUGCCACUCGUUCUUCUCAGCGGCUAAUAUCGCUCGCUUCCUUGGCUACUUUUGGGCGCUGUGGUAUCCGAACUGCCCGUUCAUCCAUCGGGCCUCGUUCGACGCGCAUACUGCACCAGCCGCGCUGCUGUCGGUCAUGCUGUUGAUAGGCGCCUGUCUUUCACCGCACCCGGAUGAUGCGAGAACGGCGAGGAUGUGGCUAGAUUGUGUUGAAGAGUUGGCGUUUAGUGAUGCGGCCUUUUCCGAGCAAGUGGCAGGUGCUGUCUCUGAUUUCGAUCAGCACUCCCUUGAAACAAAAAGAAUGAAGCUGGAGACCAUGCAAACGGCAUACCUUAUUUGCUCAUUGCAGAAGCGUGAGGGGUCGACUGAGGCUAGAGCAAGGCUCGCACGAGACUUCGGACUCGCGAAUGCCUCGCAUCGCAGCCUCACCAUGGACAAUCCCCAAGAGACAUGGUGGCGCCAGUUUGCUGUUGAGGAGGCCUUAAUCCGAACAACGACAUACAUCUUCCUUUUCGACGCCGCGCUGACGAUAUUCCACAAUUCGCCGCCCCGCAUGGUGGUAUCCGAGCUGAGAAUGGAAGUCACUUGUCCGGAGCCUUGCUUCCAAGCUCAAUCGGCAGAAGAGUGCUUUGCUGCGAUAAAAAAGUGGGAGGCAACGGCUUUCUGGCGCCACCAUAUGUCCAUCGCUGCGCUUGUGAAGGCCAUAUGCCAGGCCGAGCUGGAGCCGAAAGUCGUCGAGGCGUAUGCGGAUAUGGGCGCGUUGAAUCUCUUUACUGCCGUGCAGUGCCUCCACUCCCUCACAUUCCACCUCCAAAAUUCGCUUAUCUUCGACUCGACCCUGCUUCCCAUUACGACGGGACUGGAGAACUGGCGUCGGAUUUGGAAGAAACACAGAUACGACGAAGCGGAGAACCCGCGCCUCCGCGUCUCUCAUGAGCCGGGUAUGCUGUGGAAGGACGUCGGGGGCAGCUUUAUCAGCUAUGCGCCUGAGUUCUGGCAGCUGGCAAGGAUUGUCAUUGAGGGGAUUCGUGUUGGUGGUGCUGGCGAUGGAGUCGAUGAGGAAGGCAGGGACGGAGAGGGCGAUAGCGACGUUGGGGGAGACGAGGUGCUGAGGAGCGCAGGAAGCAUGAAGACAAAGACGAAGAUGCGGUAUGAUCAUACUGAUAUGAUGGAUGUAAAUGGGUUGAUUAUGGAGUAUCGCCGGAUGAGUCUUGGGGCGACUGUGUAG